Molecule: messenger RNA, 2520 nt
Organism: Sporothrix schenckii 1099-18
Lineage: Eukaryota; Fungi; Ascomycota; Sordariomycetes; Ophiostomatales; Ophiostomataceae
Exons: 1
Coding region: 1-2520 (839 amino acids)
Source: RefSeq, a predicted model, not a curated record
AUGGUGCACGAUCAUCGGUACCAAUCCGCUGAUACAUGGCGGCGAGACUCGGACGAUUACGAUUUCCGUAGGAGCCAACCGUCUCGCUACUCGCGGGACAGCAACCGAGACAGAGAAUACGACAGGAAUCGAGACCGAGACCAUGAAAGGGACCGCGGCAGAGAGAGAGAUCGCCGAUGGGGCCGGGAUAUUGACCGGGACCGGAGUCGGGAUCGAUCUUCUGGCGCUUCAAAUAAUACCAUUUUAAGUCCGACUGGGCAAGAACGGGACCAGAGGCCAAUGGAGACGGCAACAAAGGGCGCACUCGAUGCCGCUCCACAGAAGAAGCCAUUUGAGGGACGGCCAGGUUCGUAUCUUGCGCGUCUGGACUUUGCAUGCUCCGACUGGAUGCAACUUUCUCUGCUCUCACACCCUCCAGUUGUACAGAUGACUGACACUUUUUCUCGUGCAACAGUACCCAAAGGUCCAAAGGCCGAGCUGAGGCAUGCCGUCCAAUCUGCUUCGUCACACUCCGAACCCAGAACCCCGACAAGUCUCAACGACAAGAUUCCUCUGGUCACAAACAGCCACCCCAAGCCAAUCGAAACCAAGACUAAGGAUUCUUUGGCCCACAUGCUGUUGUCCAUCCUCAGGAAGGCUAGAGAUUUGGGGGAGCAUGAGCAUGCUAAGAAGUCUCUCGACGUACUGGACAAAAGGAGAGAAGAGCAAAUGCGAGCACUUUCCAAAAACUCCGACUUUCCGUCCUUGCCUGAGCUCCACAGGCCAAAAUCAGACGCUGAGAUUAGACGGCGAGAGGUUGCCGAGCAGAAUGUGGCCAAGAGCACGGGAGAUCUUACCUCGGCAGUCAAAAACUUUAUGCCACAUUUCUUUGCGUGGAAGCAACCAGUUGCUACCUUGGAAGGAGAUGUGAAAAGCCUUAACACAAGGCAGGAGGUCUUGGAGUCAAAACUUCAAGGCCGGUCUCUGGAAACCUUGGAGGAAGAGAAUACGACGCUACGAGAUCAAGUCAGAGUUUUGGCUGGACUCGUAGAAUCUCUAACCACAAGAGUGGACAGUAUGAGCUCGACGAUAGACGCCGCAAGUGGUACAAGCACAGAACUUGUACCGCAGGUCGAUAAACUUACCGCGGAGUCGCAAACUCACGCAUCUAUGAUCGGAAGCAUACAGGCAAUUGUGGCCGACCACAGUGCAAACAUUACAAAGAUCGAUUCUGUUGUUUUAAAGCCAAUAAACGACUUCAUGACAAUAGAGAAGCCGCAGCUGAUGGAGAAGCUGGAGAAGCAGGAAAUCGCUCUUGGAAAAUUGAGGACUGAAAUGCUUGCAAUUGAGUCUGGCUUAAAAACAUCCCCGCCAGCAGACGGACAGUCGCAAGGACAGCAUGAUAAGGUGCAUGGAACAGGUUCUAAAACUGCACCUGUUCCCGCCCCUACUGCCUCGAAUGCUGGAACACCGCCCACUACAACACCGCUGGCGUUUCCUGGAGACGACUUUACGAGCUUGCGGAUAGAAAUCAGUAGGCUUAAUGAGCGAAUUGGUCCACUGGAGAAGAUACCGGAGACGGUCGAAAAUAUACAAUCGCGGCAGGCGAAGGCGGUUGCAUUAAACAGCAUCGAGAGAAACAAACUUCGCGACGAACUGCGGAAAGAAGUGCGUACGGGAUGGGACAACUUGGCCGUGACAUUUGGUGAUCUCAUCGACAAGGAGACCAAGGAACGAUCUAUGGAUAGUGAACGUCUGAAGGAGCUCGAAAGGACUCUUCGGGAUCUCAAAGAGCUGCCUGGCUCUACCACCGACAACGCCCGAAUAGCGUCUACGACAGCCAACACCGAUGUGGAUAUGGCAGAAACAACGCUGGAACCAUUUCUCUCUCCGGUGCCAGAGCCCGUUAGCACAGUUGGCCCUGCUGAGCCUAUUGAGCCUAUGGAGCAACUUACGGCUAUGCCGCCGGCCGUCACGCGAGUAUCGAACACAGGACCGGCAACGAAAUCGUCACAACCUGGUAGCAACCCCGAUGUACGAGACCUCGAAAAAGAAAUGCGGCUUCUUCAGCAGAGAAUGCAGUAUUCAGAGGAUGAUGUACGGGCGGUGCGGGUCGAGUUUGACGGGCAAUGUGCCACUCUGAGGAUGAUGGUUUCGACACUGGACUCGCAAUUCAACAACCUGACAACCAAGGACUUAUUCCACGCUAUCAUCGGCCACUUGGAGAAAAUGUACCCAAAUGCACGGCAACUGCAGGAAGACGUGAAGAGAAUUGGGCUCGAUGUCAAUUUAAUAAAGCAAAACAACCGAAUCACCGACGAGACUAUCCAAAAACUGGAAGAUAUCAUAGCUGCGCCGGUAGGCCAGAAGCGGCUUUUGGCAGGACGUGCGGACAACGGAGGUCAUGUGGGUGAAUCCUCGUCGAUGAUAAAGCGGCAAAAGACCAGCGGGACUACACCCAACGGCAAUGCUUCCACGAACAGCCCGACGAACCGCCCUGUGAACGGUGCUGCCGUGGCCUCGGCGUCCGCCAGUUCGUAG